AUGGAUCCCGCUUCCCUCGCAUUCGGCGUCGUCUCCCUGGCGAUGCAGCUGAUGCAAACGACGACCGCCAUCAAGAAGCUGAUUGCCGAUUACAAGUCUGCCGCCAAAGACCUUGCAGUCCUCUCGGAUAAGCUCGACGACAUUGAGGCAGUCUGCCACUCGCUCGAAGUUGUCCUAGCCAACUUUGAUGAAAUCCGAAACCCAUGGGAGGCCACGCUUUUGAACAAGUUGUACAAAGCUAUUGGAGACUGCCGCGACAAAGUAUCUCUUGCGUACGAUGCUGUUCGCAAAGUCACGGCCCGUCACAAGAAUGGGCGCGCCUCUUUGGCCACAGUUGGCAGCUUAUUUCUGCAACACAGAGCCCAGAUCCGGCAGUGUAGUGAUGAUCUGGAUCGAUCUCUGUCUUCACUUCAACUACACAUGACUACUAAUAUCCUCUGGGAGAAUGCCGACGACGAGACAACUUUCUACGGGUAUGCUAUCUUGUACAAUGCCAAUGAUGUCUGCCGAUUUCUCGUUGAACAUCUACCAGAUUCGCUUCAAAGGACUUCGAGUCACAUAUCGCCGGCACCUCCGCUCGUUUCUGCUGGUGUUUACUAUGGACUGAAACAACUGGCCUUUGACUACGUUGAUUUGAGAGGCGAUGCACUUACCCCCGGCGAGUUUUCAACCAUGCUCAUUGCCAUCUCCUCGCCAGCCCGCGAUGUCAAGACUUAUGUUGAUUAUUGCAAACAACGCCUUUCGGACAGGUGGAAGCCCUUCAACUUGUGUCUUUACUCAUAUCUUGUGAGUACGUUUGAACUGUGGCACAAUUCGCAGCGGUAUAACAUUCUGGACGACUGGGCUCCCAUCCUUAUUGACGUGUUGUCGAAUGGUGUCGACAUCCAUACGAAAACCUGGCUGGAUGAACGACAGUUGAAAGAACUUGAAGGGCUCAGUGCCGUUCACAGAAUACUUGCCUCAGCAGAUUCGUCUCAAAUGGCCAUGGAACGAUGUCGCCUCUGGCUAGACUUGUUGGAACGAGUUGGUGUUGACAUUGAGCAGUAUCUUGAUGUCGAAAUUGAGCACUGUACUGCGACGUGGUUCCAGAAGGGCACAGAUAUUGGUACAGGGUUCCGCAAGAUAUUUGCCAUCCAAGAGUUCGGAGGUAGGCGUGUGCCAUGCUGGACUCAAGAGAUCGAUGGCAUAUGCCCGUUGGCUCAAGAUAUGGCGCCAAAACGAGGUCCUUCAGGGGACCCCGAGGGGCCUCCCUCAGUCGAAGAAUCUGGCCUGAUUCCCCUCCUGUUGGACAUCCAGGAAUGCCGCAUUCCCCAACAGAAGAUGAUAUGGAUCGUCGAGAAUCUCGAAUGCCUCGGUCGUAGGCAAUCGAAAAAAAGGAAACUCGGCUCUUUGAAACAGAAAGAGUCCGCCGACGCCGACGAAGAGCCCUUUUGGUACCGACAAGAGAUCAACGCCUUCAACGACAGCAAUUUCGUGGCGUUGUCUUAUACCUGGGAAGCAUCAGAAACCGAAGUUCAAAAUCCAAAAGAGGAGGGUCAUAUUAUCGAAACGAGGGACAGAAAGAAUGCGUACCACUCCAGCGUGCGUAACUCUGUACUGGAACGCAUCACGAGAUACAUGCAACGGCAUCAGGUUCCGUUACUGUGGAUCGAUCGGCACAGCAUUCCUCAAAAGGUCUGCCAGCAGCCGACGUGUAAGCAUGAGGCAUGCAACAAGAAGCAACACGCAUUGGAUGCCAUGGACCGAGUUUACUCACUCAGCGACCAUCCCGUUGCUCUUCUUGGACGGCCGAUUAAUAAAGAGAGUGAAAUGGCAACUCUCGCUGCCAUACUCAAAGGCCAACUGGUGGAAUGCGUGGAUGGGGAGUUCCAGCUGAGAGAGACAACGACAUCCGAGAAAGCUCAGGAGGCUCUGCAGCUACUCUACGAAAUCACCACAGACAAGUGGUGGUCGCGAGCGUGGACAUUUCAGGAGAAUUAUCGUGCCGGGUUGAAAAUGACGCUCCUCAUUCAUCACAGCCCAGACCUAGAGAAGCCAAAACGAAUAUUCCGUCACUCAGGAAAGGCGCUGUUCAAUCUCAUCCCUGGAGAAUUGAGUGUUCAGUCGGUCAGGUUUUCUGAGAAUGCGACCAAGUUCUGUCUCGCCUUUAAUAAUCUCACCAAGAAGGCGAAGGGGGACGAAGAGAAGAUCCAACACAUAUUGAGAACUGCUGGAAAGUAUACAUUGCUACUUCAAAAGUCGACCUCAAUGUCCGGCAUCAUCGUCUCAGAUGUCCUCGCCAGAGGAGUCACGGAGCCCUGGGAUCUUCUGGCCAUCAUCGCCAACUGUUGUCAAUAUGCAACACGUCUCAAAAGCACCAUGUUACAGGAAAAGAGCAAAAAGGGCGUUACUCUCAGUCUCUCAAUUAUAGCACUGCGACUAUUAAACGGAGAAAUUUUGAGGAAUGACUCAGCUAUUCCUGCGAGUCCUAUUGAUUGCAUUCACGAUCUCUUCUUUGAUGGCUUCCGGGCACCUCAAGGUGAAAGAAGUCUCACCUUCAACAAGGGCUGCCGUUUUGUCGAUGUGCAACUCAGAACUGACGGCAUUAAAACGACGGGCCACUUGUGGAAACUAGAAGAGCCGCUCAAAGCGCCGAGGUCGUCGCCGCGGUUAUCGCAAGAGAGUCAGAGAGGACAGCAGCAACUGCCCGACUACCACAGGACACGCCUACUACAACUCAUGGAGCUUUUGAAGGCAAAUAAACGCAAGAGCUACACGAAUCUGAUCAAUGAUUUGAAGGCGUUCCUCGACGAAGACGCCAUGAUUGAAGAUGAAGGCUCGUUCGGCCUCAGAUAUCGCAGGAUGAUGGCCAGAGAGUUGGUAAGAGCCAUGGAUGCGGAUGAAGGGCUAUCACUCGGCCGUCUUUGCGACAGUAGUGGGAGUAUCACUGUCCAUCGUGGAAUUUUUAUAACCGGGCCGAAAGCAGGCAGUUUGGAUGACCAGUCCGUCACGCACGUAUUUACCUCGCUUUGGUCUGAAACAAACGAGAGCGACGAGUACUACGGCAACGACCUCGAUCAUCAUGUUUCCCUUGGAGUUGAAACGGGAGAUAAAGGCCUCGACGGACCGUGUCAUUUGUAUACGAAGAAAUGGGUUCUGGGUCUAUGUUUCUUCGAGGGCGUUACGGCAUACAAUGUCGUCCUUCCGUGGCCAUCGGGGUUGCUGGAACAGAACGUCAAAAGCGAUGUAGAAGGUGUGGUGGAAAAUUUAUUAUAA
Molecule: messenger RNA, 3255 nt
Organism: Fusarium keratoplasticum
Lineage: Eukaryota; Fungi; Ascomycota; Sordariomycetes; Hypocreales; Nectriaceae
Product: HET domain-containing protein
Exons: 5
Coding region: 1-3255 (1084 amino acids)
Source: RefSeq, a predicted model, not a curated record